AUUACAAUGACGUUUUCAAAAUCAGCCUUGCUGGUACUUCUGGCAUUAAUGUGUGAGCGGGCUGCCUAUUUUACUGUCGAAAACUACGUAAAUGAAUUAUGGGUCGUGAAAUUAAGUUACACAGCCGGACAUGCAGUGAUCGCACAUAUGAUGUUUGUUGGUGCGUCGCAUUGUUUUGGAAUACUUGGCGGGGCAUUUGCCGACGCAUUUUUUCAUCCAUUACCAAUGCUGGGAAUAGGCUAUAUUCUCCUCAAUAUAGGUCUUGUUCUUCUGGAGUCUGCUGGAUCUGCGGCUGAGACAAAUCUCGUGCCCUCCAGAAACAUCGCCAUAGCAGGACUUGUGAUUGCAGCUUUGGGACAGGGUUGUAUUGAGGUUGUCUUACCGGUAUUGGGCGCUGCACAAGUGACAGACAAAAAGGAGUCGCAGGCGAUUUAUUCAUUGGUAUUACGUAUGGAGAAACGUCGGGGCCAUCAUCGCUGAUGUGUCGCGCGCUGUAAUUGACAAGGUCGACAUCGAGUUGUACUUGAAAUACUUGAUAG
This is a messenger RNA of Lingula anatina, 539 nucleotides long. Its product is annotated as solute carrier family 15 member 3-like. Gene Ontology annotation, molecular function: transmembrane transporter activity. NCBI's taxonomy places the organism in Eukaryota, Metazoa, Brachiopoda, Lingulata, Lingulida, Lingulidae. The record is from RefSeq and is a predicted model, not a curated record. Gene Ontology annotation, biological process: transmembrane transport. Gene Ontology annotation, cellular component: membrane.